GCGGCUGAGGCGGGAGCGGCGACGGCGGCAGCGGCGGCGGCGCAGCGGCAGCUGGGGGGACUGGUAUGGUGGUUCCACAGGUCAGACCCCGCUGCACUCACUGGGAGGAGGAGGCGGAGGAAGGAGGCGAACCCCGAGAGGCAUGCCCAAAGAAAAGUACGAUCCACCUGACCCCCGGAGGAUGUACACAAUUAUGUCCUCAGAGGAAGCAGCCAAUGGAAAGAAAUCACACUGGGCAGAGCUUGAAAUAAGUGGAAAAGUCAGAAGCUUAAGCUCAUCUUUAUGGUCACUGACCCACUUGACAGCUUUGCAUCUUAGUGACAAUUCUUUAUCCCGAAUUCCUUCAGACAUUGCCAAGCUUCAAAAUUUGGUUUAUCUGGACAUGUCCUCUAAUAAAAUCCGUAGUUUACCAGCAGAACUCGGAAACAUGGUGUCACUCAGGGAACUCCAUUUAAACAACAACCUGUUACGAGUUCUACCUUUUGAGCUGGGAAAACUGUUUCAGUUGCAGACUUUAGGUCUAAAAGGAAAUCCACUUACACAAGAUAUAUUGAACCUCUAUCAGGAACCAGAUGGAACAAGAAGGCUAUUGAACUAUUUGCUUGAUAAUUUGGCAGGUACUGGAAAAACAAUGGCAACAGAACAACCACCUCCAAGAUCUUGGAUUAUGUUACAAGAACCAGACAGAACAAGGCCAACUGCUUUGUUUUCUGUGAUGUGCUACAAUGUUCUUUGUGAUAAGUAUGCAACUCGGCAAUUAUAUGGCUAUUGUCCAUCAUGGGCACUUACUUGGGAGUACAGAAAAAAGGCCAUUAUGCAGGAAAUCUUGAGCUGCAAUGCUGACAUCAUAAGUCUUCAGGAGGUUGAAACUGAACAGUAUUACAGUUUUUUUCUGGUAGAACUAAAGGAACGCGGCUAUAAUGGAUUCUUUAGUCCAAAAUCUAGAGCUAGGACAAUGUCAGAACAGGAAAGAAAACAUGUUGAUGGUUGUGCAAUAUUCUUCAAGACAGAAAAAUUCACAUUGGUUCAAAAACACACUGUUGAAUUCAAUCAACUAGCAAUGGCAAAUUCAGAAGGGUCUGAAGCUAUGCUGAACAGAGUUAUGACAAAAGAUAACAUUGGAGUUGCAGUGCUACUAGAACUUCGAAAAGAAUUGAUUGAAAUGUCAUCUGGAAAACCACAUCUUGGAACAGAAAAGCAGCUUAUUCUCGUUGCUAAUGCACAUAUGCAUUGGGACCCUGAAUAUUCUGAUGUGAAAUUGGUACAAACUAUGAUGUUCCUCUCUGAAGUAAAGAACAUUAUUGACAAAGCCUCUCGGAGUCUCAAGUCCAAUGUACUGGGAGAAUUUGGAACCAUUCCACUUGUGCUAUGUGCAGAUCUCAAUUCUUUGCCAGAUUCUGGUGUUGUAGAAUAUUUGAGUACUGGUGGAGUAGAAACAAAUCAUAAGGACUUCAAAGAACUGAGAUACAAUGAAAGUCUUACUAACUUCAGCUGUAAUGGGAAAAAUGGAACAACAAAUGGAAGGAUUACACAUGGUUUCAAGUUAAAGAGUGCCUAUGAGAAUGGCCUAAUGCCUUAUACAAAUUACACAUUUGACUUCAAGGGUAUAAUUGACUACAUCUUCUACUCUAAACCUCAACUAAACAUCCUAGGCAUUCUUGGACCUCUGGAUCACCAUUGGCUAAUAGAGAACAAUAUAAGCGGCUGUCCACAUCCACUCAUCCCUUCUGACCACUUCUCACUUUUUGCACAACUGGAGCUCUUACUACCCUUCCUGCCCCCAGUCAAUGGUAUCCACCUUCCUGGCAGAAGGUAG
Gracilinanus agilis (Agile Gracile Mouse Opossum) is the source of this 1816-nucleotide messenger RNA. RefSeq names its product CCR4-NOT transcription complex subunit 6 (gene CNOT6). The record is from RefSeq and is a predicted model, not a curated record. NCBI's taxonomy places the organism in Eukaryota, Metazoa, Chordata, Mammalia, Didelphimorphia, Didelphidae. Gene Ontology annotation, molecular function: poly(A)-specific ribonuclease activity; protein binding. Gene Ontology annotation, biological process: nuclear-transcribed mRNA poly(A) tail shortening. The transcript has 12 exons. Bases 143 to 1816 code for a protein of 557 amino acids. Gene Ontology annotation, cellular component: nucleus; cytoplasm; CCR4-NOT complex.